Engraulis encrasicolus (European anchovy) is the source of this 651-nucleotide messenger RNA. RefSeq names its product ribosomal protein L27a (gene rpl27a). Gene Ontology annotation, cellular component: ribosome; cytosolic large ribosomal subunit. Gene Ontology annotation, molecular function: structural constituent of ribosome. Lineage: Eukaryota; Metazoa; Chordata; Actinopteri; Clupeiformes; Engraulidae. The transcript has 6 exons. Gene Ontology annotation, biological process: translation. The record is from RefSeq and is a predicted model, not a curated record. Bases 1 to 594 code for a protein of 197 amino acids.
AUGAAAAUCGACUUCCUUGAAGGAAUUAUCAGCCUCGACCGCACACUGCCACCUUGGCGCUGUGACUUUCCCGUCAAACACGCGGAGCGCUCUCGAAUAUCAACGCGAGAUUUCCUAUCAGUCUUCCUCUCUCCGGUUUCCUCCAAGAUGCCUACCAAGAAGACCAAGACCAGGAAGCUCCGUGGGCACGUCAGCCAUGGACACGGACGUAUUGGUAAACACAGAAAGCAUCCUGGAGGUCGCGGUUACGCCGGUGGUAUGCAUCACCACAGAAUUAACUUCGACAAAUACCAUCCUGGGUACUUCGGUAAGUUGGGCAUGAGGCAUUACCAUCUUAAAAGGAACACCACCCACUGCCCCACUGUCAACCUGGACAAGCUGUGGACAUUGGUGAGCGAACAGACCCGCGUCAACUACAGCAAGAAGCCCGACGGGCCCGCUCCAGUCAUCGAUGUGGUGCGCGCUGGCUACUUCAAGGUGCUGGGCAAGGGCAAGCUGCCCAAGCAGCCGGUCAUCGUCAAGGCCAAGUUCUUCAGCCGCAGAGCUGAGGAGAAGAUCAAGGAAGUUGGAGGCGCUUGUGUCCUGACCGCAUAAGCACCCCACUUUUUUUGUUUUUCACAAAUAAAAAGAAAAAAAUAUUUAAAAAAGAAC